Molecule: messenger RNA, 2245 nt
Organism: Drosophila elegans
Lineage: Eukaryota; Metazoa; Arthropoda; Insecta; Diptera; Drosophilidae
Product: zinc finger protein 3
Exons: 1
Coding region: 101-1522 (473 amino acids)
Cellular component (GO): nucleus
Source: RefSeq, a predicted model, not a curated record
CCUAGCAACACUAAAAGUUUGCGUUGCUUUUUUUUUAACGAAAAUAUUCGAAAAAAGGACGCGAAUCCUGGCGAGCAACGGCCAGGUGGGAGCCGCAACCAUGCUCAAGUCGCUGAAGCCGGACACAUACGCCGGGAUGGCGAACGCCAAGUGCGGCGAGAUCUACUUCCAGAGCCUGCACAGCUUCCGCAUCGACUGUGCGUUCUGCGAGAUGAAGAGCUUUGUGUUCGGGGACUUCCUGCUGCACGUCCAGAACGUCCACUUCGAGAACGGGCUGCUGAAGACGGAGGCGGCGGACGCGGGAGUGGACCUGAAGCAGGAGCGGGAGCACGCCUCGCCGGUGCCCAUUGUGGCGCAGGUGAAUCCGUUUGCCUGGUACGAGAUCGGCGGCGACGAGGAGGAGGACAGCGAGGACGAGCGGGGUGCCCUCGAGCGGGAGCAGGACGAGGAGGAGGAGGAGCGACCCGGCAGGACCAUCAUGAAGUGGGACAACGCACACAGCGCACAAACGGCUGCGGGCAGCGAAUGUCUGCGUCAAGUCAGAGCCCUCAAGGUGGACUACAAGGAGGAGGACUCCGAUCAGGAGGAGAGCGGCAUCAAUCUGGACCUGGACACCCUAGAAACCAGGCAUUGCCUGAAGCCACCUCCUCACUCCUGCCCGCACUGCACGAAGGUCUACCAGAGCCGUAAGGUCCUGGAACGCCACAUAAUGCGCCAGCACAAGGAUGAUGCCGCCUCUCCAGAUCCCGACAGCGAUCCGGAUGCGGACUACGAGCCGCCCAGGGAUGCGCCCGCCUCCAAGUCGUCCGGCCAGGAGCACAAGUGCGAGCACUGCGGCAAGAUCUACCACGGCAAAUACAGCCUGAGGCAGCAUUUGAAGCGGGAUCACGACAACGGCGAUGAUGGCGGAGGCUCCGCCACCACCUUCACCUGCCUGGAGUGCGAGGCCCAGUUGCCGCGCCUCCGCCUGCUGGACGAGCACAUGGUGCAGGCCCACGGCGGAGCGGCCUGCGUGGUGUGCGGCCGACGGUACAAGACGCGUCACGAGCUGAAACGCCACCAGCUGAAGCACACCAGCGAACGGAACGUGCCGUGCCCGCAUCCCGGCUGCGGCAAGCGUUUCUUCACCGUGCGCCACAUGCGCAACCACGGCAAGGUGCACACGGAGCAAAAGAAUUUUGUGUGCGAGAGCUGCGGCUACAGCUGCCGGAACAAGGAGACGCUGCGCGUUCACAUCCGGAGCCACACGGGCGAACGGCCCUUCGGCUGCCAGGUGUGCGACAAGCGGUUCCCCUCCCACUCCGGCCUGCGGGAGCACAUGGCCAUGCAUUCCACGGAGCGACCGCAUGUGUGCAGCGUCUGCGGAGCCACCUUUUCGCGGCAGAAGGGCCUGUACCAUCACAAGUUCCUGCACGCGGACACCAAGCAGUUCGUGUGCAAGCUCUGCGGGAAUGCCUAUGCCCAGGCGGCCGGACUCGCUGGCCAUAUGCGCAAGCACCGCAACGACGAGCUCAACGGGUAGGGUCAGUAGGGUCAAUAAGGUCAGUGGGAUCGGCAGGAUCCUAAGGAUAUAGACUAAGUUGUACAAGCGAUUUGUAUCUUCCAAUUCCGAUGUUUAAGUUUAGGAACUCAGGCAUAGGCUUUAGGAGACAGCCAUAAUUAAUGGUUUUUUUUUUUAUUGCUCCGGUUUGUUGACGGACCAAAAGUUGUGUGUUUGUUUCGGUCUUCAUUUCACGGAUUUCCAUAGAAUUUAUUUGGCACAUAGUGUAAAUAAUUGGUAAACUUCCUCUAGAGGUAAGGUAAACUACAAGUUGUUAAUUUGUUUAAGUUUAAAUGUAGGAACUGUGGAGAAUAGUUUUUAAUUCUUUUGCGCAAAUGUAAAUAUUUAUAUAAUAUUGAAACAUUUUAAGCCACUUUGAGUAAACUGAGUGAAACUGUUUAUUAUUGUGACACUUUUUUUUAUUUUUUAAUUCACUAAGAUUGACUCGAAUGUAUACUAAACAUUGUUAAAGAUAAACUACAUUUUAAGGCCAUUUAACGAAAUGCUUCCAACAACCGAAUCAAUUCGGAUGGAGUCAUGUGAAAGGGAAACCGUAACGAAACAUCCUGGUAAUAAGCCGUAAUCCCGGCCAGCGGAUGUGGCUAAUAUUCGAAUUGGAAAUCCCACUUUGGAAACGGUGCGAUGAUUUCCGCGGUUAACCUUUUUGUAAUGAUAAAUAUAUAGCAGAGAAUCUGAUUCACAAAA